This is a messenger RNA of Clarias gariepinus (North African catfish), 5325 nucleotides long. It is a transcript of the gene cdan1, whose product is annotated as codanin 1. Gene Ontology annotation, cellular component: nucleus. The coding region runs from base 102 to 4028 and encodes 1308 amino acids. Gene Ontology annotation, biological process: chromatin organization. NCBI's taxonomy places the organism in Eukaryota, Metazoa, Chordata, Actinopteri, Siluriformes, Clariidae. The transcript has 29 exons. The record is from RefSeq and is a predicted model, not a curated record.
AAACCAGUCCACACUAAUCCACGAUCAGCGUUUAAACCACCGCAGAGAUAAUUAGGACACAGCGGAAACGUCGUGUAGUUGCUACAUACUUACAGGAGAGAAUGGCGGCUCUUUUGGAAUCGCUGUUCCGCGGAGACGUGGAGUUGUGCAGGGUUGUGGACUGGCUGCGGGGACAAACUGAUUAUACCGAAGGCCAAGAGCUACUGUUAACAGUCAGAAAACACGAGUUUGUUCCAUUCCUCCUGAACUUCCUGAGGGACCAGAGCAGUAAUACUCUGACUCAUGGCCCGAGCACCCCAGCCAAGACCCCCAGCACCAGCAGGUCUCUUCGAACUCAGAGCUCCUCGAACGAGCGCAGGGUAUCAAACAGAGCAUCGGCAAGCCAAGGUUCUCGCAGUGCCAGUCGUGUUCAGCUCUUCUCACCUGCUCCAUCCACAUCGCAACUGGACAAUCGGAGCGAGCAGGACAGUCCGCUGAUGACUUCUCGGAGUCUUACUGGUAUAAGUGCUUUCAGCAGCCCAUCGUUUAGCUCGGGAUGGAGUCCUGCUCCUAGACAUGUGGCGUCUGAACGCCGAUCUGCUCAGCGCCAUUGUCUUGCUGACUUUAUGACUUCACCUCCAGACAUUCAGGCCAGCCCUACAUUUCAGCCACAUAAAGGGCGCAGGAAAAGCAGCGGGUUUGGAGCAUCUGCAUCAAGCCGCCAGACUGGAUUGCGUGGUGGAUAUAUGGCAGACACUGGUGGUUGUGAUGGCGCAGGGAGGAACAGAGCUGGAGGGAGGACUAGUGAUCCAGUUUCACCCCCUACACAAGUAGAGCUUAACUUUAACAAUUUGGAAGACUUUCCCCCAAUGAGUGCAUCUCAAGCCACCCCAAUAGCAACAAGACCAUCACGGCGCAUCAACCCAACACCAGUAAGUGCCGAGCGACCAAACUCUAAACCUAAGAGCUGCUUUACUUCCACACCCCUCAGUAAGCCGUGCAGUCCUCCUUCAAUCCCGGAGGCAGCGGGUACUGUGCAGGGUACUGGGAGCCCAAUUUGUCUGCAGGAGGAGAGGGAACUACUAAAGAAAGAAAGAUCUAAACUUGCACAGCAGAGCAGCUCCCCACUGAAGCCCAGUGCUGUUGUUUGCACUCCGACCAAAUCGAUAUUGAAGUCAGGUUCAAAGGUGACUCCUGAUCCCCAGCUACCCUGUCCCGACCCCACUAAAGUGACUUAUGCACCAGAACUUGAGCUUUUAGCCGAGUUGUACUGUGCAUGUAUUUCAGAGAACCUGGUGCCAUGUGUGUUCUUGGAGCUGUUCUUUGUGCUGCAGCUGCUGACUUCACGUACUGUCUCAACCCCUGAACCUACAGAAGGGUGUCCCAGUGUGUGUGAGAAAAAGACAGAUUUUCUUGAAAGAACUUACUUGGGAAAUGUCCACAGCUGUGUGUAUUUUGCAGUACGAGUUCUGGAAAAUCAGUUCGCUUUGCUUUCGCACCUGGACCACUGCACGCUGCGCCUCCUGGCAGAGAAUGAAAGAGUAGCCAGUUUCUCUACAGCCCUGCGCGAUCGCCUGGCACAAGCUCAAGAUACCAGCACAUCUAAGGUACUACCCAGCCAUCCUACUUUUAUUCAUACGGUGCCGUUCCAGCCAGCCACUGACAACCGGACUAAUUUCAGCAGUGAUAAAGCCUUCCACAUCUUUAAAAAACAAAGAGACAUUUUUUAUGAGCUAUUAAGAGAGUGGGAAGAUUAUCAUAAUGAGCCAGGGUGGGAGUUCGAAGCUGCACUUGGCCACCGGGUCAGGGGAAUGGUCAGUCAGUUAACUGCAGCAGGAAACCAUUGUCACUUUGCCAGGCUUUUCCAGAAGCAGCUGGUUCAGGUAUGUAAAGGCCACAAGGAGCUCAACUCGCCUGGUGACACUCCAGAUGCAGGUCUGCUGGGCAUGGUGGGGGCAGACAGUCUGGGGAGGCUGAAGCGCCUGCAAGAGCGUCUGAUCCAGCCGCAGGCUCUAAGUGGCCCUUGCCCCCCACCCUCUUUUCCUGGACACCAGGAGUUCUUCAGAGAUUUCCUACAGACAGCUAGCUGCUGCCAGCUGAAUCAACACCUGAAGGAUGGUUUGUGUCAGCAGCUACUGCAGUUGAAUGAGGUGUCUAUCCUGGGCCCUGAUGCCCCCUCAACCACAGGAGAGGAAGAAGGAGAUGGAGACAUGGAGCAGCAGGAUGAGAAGCAGCGAUUCUUUUCAGUACUCCUCGUUGCUCGACUUCUCGCCAAGUUCCUGGGCUUCAUCUCUUUUAUGCCUUACCAGACCUCUGAGGCACCAUCCAGAGAGAUCCAGGUGGCUGCCAUUGCUCUGCGCAGUAAGAGCGCCCCAGCACUCGAUGUGUCUGAAGUGUUGAGGAGUUGUGUACGCAGGAAACGCACUGUGCUUACUGUUCCCUGGCUGGUUGAGUUCCUCUCCAUGCUGGACUACACUGGCCCUUUUCUGCCCUGCUACAGGACUGCCCUGAUCCUCCUACUUCAAAUCUACAGGAGGAUGAGGUUGGGGAAAGUUGGAGAGCAGUAUUACUUGAAUCAGAUGAUGUUGGUGGCAGUUCUGGGUUGGCUUUUCCAGAUCCCAGUCUUUCCAGAUGAUCUGUUUUUUAGCAUUGAUGUGCAGGAACUUGAUCUGGAAAAUGACACAAGCACUCAUGGGCUGGAUAAUCUCCCCUUAGUGGACCAGCAGCUUCUCUAUACCUGCUGCCCAUAUUUAGGGGAAUUUCGCAAGCUGUUGGCAGCAUUUGUGUCAGGAAGCGCUUCCAAGGCUGGAGGCUUGAUCCGCAAGAUCACACCUACAUCUGCUGAGCCCAGAGGUCCCUCCAUCACUCGCUCUCAGCAGAAAUUACAGCUGGAUCUGGAGCAGGCCUUCUUUCAUAAUCAGCCUCCUUCACUUAAACGGACGGUAGAAUUUGUGGCUGAACGAGUUGGAUCUAACUGUGUCAAACACAUCAAAGCCACAUUAGUGUCCGAGCUGUUGCAAGGUGGAGAGAAAACACUCAGGGGCGGUUUGGGUUCAGAAAACAUUAAUGCAUCCAAGCUGAAUGACUCAAUCUGUGCUCAGCUCUGUGAUGCAGGCAUGCAAUCCCUGGAGAGAGCCACCAGGUUUUGCAGUGAGAAUGCUCCAAGAGCUGUAAGGGUUCUUUUGCCUGACGAGACAUCUCAAGCUGUUCUGACAACAGCUGAGCGCAUUACCACACGUUUGGCAACUGAGAAAGCCUGCAGCUGGCUCUCCUCCAAUAUAACAACUCUUAUGAAGAGGGAGUGGAAGAGUACUUUUGAACGUGUGAUGAAGAAUGUGCAAUGUCCUACAAGCACUGAGUCUGUGGAUGCAGGAGGAUCUGGCAAAAGUGCCCAAACACAGAAGAGCUCGUCAGGACAGGAUGUUGUGUCCGCAUGUCCACAAGAUUGCUCCCACAAAGGCCCACUGGCAUCAGAUGUUAUUAUUGAGAUAAAGGAGGUGCUGAGCAUCGCAGUAGGGCCCAGGUCUGAAAAGGAAGUUUUUACAGUUCAACAGAUCAGCUCUCUGCUACAUAAAGUAGGACAGACAUUAAGAUGUAGAAAGUUCAUGUCUUCAGUAGCUGAGCAGAUGCUCUUGCGUUGUACUGUCUUGUUGGCCUGCAAGCUAGUGUCAGAAGAGCUGCCUAUGGUGUCCUCAGCUGGGGGCAACAGGAAAGAAGCUGUUGAUGUUGUAUCUUUACUGAAUGAGUUGGUUGAUCUGUGGACUCAUGCUUCCUCUCCCCAUGUGACUUUGCACCUUCUCCUCAGUGAAUCUGUGCUCACUGCUAUUAUAAACGCCAGUGACCUGCAGAGAUAUAACUACUUGCUCUUCAUUACAACGCUUAUAGAAAAAGGCCUUUUGAGAAAUGAAGAAGUGGGCUCAAACUGGGCGAAGCUGACAGAGUUAUCUUUUACAGUGAAAUCUAUUGAGAAUUUUCAGAAGCUGUCUCUGGCCUCUCCUUCACCUGUGCCUCCCAUGAAAACUAAUGACAUACUGCAGAUAUCCCAGUGACCAAAAGAGGGAGACACCUACACUACAUGUCAAGAAUAUAUAACCGUAAAAAACUGAGUUCACUUUAGCAGUUUGGUUUUAAAACAAUUUUAAUCACUCAGUUUAUUAGAUAAUGAACAUUUGAUACUCCAGUAGCACUUUCAAUUUACUUGGCAAUUUUCUGAUGCAUAGCAAUUUUAAAAAAAUGUUUUGACAGCUUUUAAGCCUUAUUGCAUCUAUCCUGCAUCUCCAUAUUUUGUAUUUGCCUUGAUUGAGACAGUUGCAUUGUACUGAAAUCUGAUUUGCUUGUGGUGCAAUAUUAUAGCAUUUGGUUAGUGUAGCAUUCGCAAUCUUUUUGCACCUCAGAUUAGGAUUUCACUUUAAGUGUAAGUGGAUAUUUCUUUUUUAUAGAAAUGAUGACAUACAAAUAAGUCUUUUGAGGUGGGUGGGGUGUAAAAGCUGUUUAAAAUAUGCAUUUUUUUUUUUGUUUGUUUCGGCCACCAUUUUGACUGAGAGCUUUUGGAAAUAUUUUUGUAGUACUUCCAAAUAGCAAAUGGAACUGGUGCAAUAGAUCCAGACCUUACACUUGCUUAGAUAUUUGAGUGUAAAGUACAGUUUAUGGCCGAAAGUUUGUGAACACCUCAUCACCACACUUGUAUGUGCUUUUGAACAUUUCUUUAACAUGUUUAACAGGUUCUGAUAUCAGUGAGGUGGUUUGAGGUGUAGUUGUUGAUCGAGUUCAUCCUUAAGGUGUUAAGUGGGCUUGCUCGGGGCUCUGUGUCGGCCAAACAAGUUCUUCCACACCAGCCUUGACAAACCAUGUUUUAUGGACUUUGCUUUCUUCACAAGGGUGUUGUCAUGCAAAUGUUUGCAUUACCCACUUAGGAAAACAUAAAUGCUACAGCUUAUAAUGACAUUGUAUACAAUCGUGUGCUUUCCACUUUGUGCUCACCACAGUUUGGGCAAGAUUCACAUAUCGGUGUAAUGGACAGGUGUCCACAAACUUUCUUUGGCUAUAUAGCUAUAUACACAGGCACAUUUGUUGUACAUCUAUCAGUGAAAAUGCUGUAUCUAUGCCUAAAUGAAUGGUACGGAUAUUUCACUGAUAGAUAUUCACAUCAUAUUAACUCAUUUAUGUUUUGCAUCUUGUUGAUUGUUAUACUUUUAUCCAUUCUCUAAUAUGUCUUUGUAAGUGGAAUUGUUGCUUAGAAUGCUUUGAACUGCAUUUUAAUGGACACCUGGUUCAUGUUGGACUUAAUGUUGUCAGUUGGUUUUAAACUGUUUAAUCUCAAGAAUAUAAUAAAUAUUUAGUAAUUAA